AUGUCUUUGUCUUAUUGUUUGUGCGCUCUAUUUGAAUCCAUGAUUAUGUUGGAUACAACAGUCAGCAAUGAGAUCAGUUCUCAGAGAGAGGUCGUUGUCCAAAGCAAUAGUGAAAGCAGCACCUCCGAGCACUCUGACGCCAGUGCGUACAGUGGCAAAAGACAGUCUAAAUUCUUUGGCAAAAUUGUGAAGAACAUGGCAAAAAGAUCAGUUAAGAGCAUAGAGGAUAUUGGGCAUGGUAUAAAAGAGUUUAAUGAUGCCCAGAUAUCGCUCUUAGAAUCAAAGUAUGAGGAAGAGCUCAAGAACCUGAAGGAGAAAAUGCAAAAAGAGUUUCAAUGCAAGCAGCAGGUAAAAAGAGUGAUCCUUAUGGCAAAAAUAUUUGACUGGUCUGAGGAGAAGACUAAGAAUGAAUUAGAAGAGGUAUAUAAUUAA
Molecule: messenger RNA, 432 nt
Organism: Phycomyces blakesleeanus NRRL 1555(-)
Lineage: Eukaryota; Fungi; Mucoromycota; Mucoromycetes; Mucorales; Phycomycetaceae
Exons: 1
Coding region: 1-432 (143 amino acids)
Source: RefSeq, a predicted model, not a curated record